AUGUCCAACCAACUUCGUGGAAAGAAAGGCGUACAUGUCGUCGAUCAUCCCGAUGGCCAUACCAUGAUUGGCGAGUGGGCUAUGGUCGACUAUGCAUCCCGCGAUCUCAAGCUACCUGAUGUGAACAAGGCGCUCAAGGAUGGGACCUUGAAGGAAGGUGAGCCCACCGUCCAGCGAAGCACCUACAGUAAGUUCCCUUCUCGAACAAAAUACUUCCAGCUACUUCAUAUCUCGGCCAUUUGUCUGACAAUACCGACCAUGGUAGUUCUCGACUACGUGUUUCCCGACCUCGGACGUGCCGUCGACCCUGACCAAGUGCGCCCGCAAAUCAAGCACUGGUUCAACAACGUCAUUGAGAAAGCGUACGACGCCAAAGUCGUCGAAGACAAGAUCAAGUCGCGCUACAGCAACGAGCGGGCUGCUCUGGCGCGCGAGAUCGAUAAAUACAAGCAGGCGCGGAAGAGCCUCGAGCGCGAGAGAAGCGAGGUUCUCAAGGACAAGUCUCGCCUGCGCGACAAGGUCGUCAAGGCAGUCAAGGAGGACCGGGUCGUCGACAAGUCUAUCCUCGACGACGAGGAGCUGUGGGAUCACCUGCCAGAGGUCACCAACAGAGUUGAGUGA
Messenger RNA from Cyphellophora europaea CBS 101466, 621 nucleotides. RefSeq lists its product as uncharacterized. The transcript is spliced from 2 exons. NCBI's taxonomy places the organism in Eukaryota, Fungi, Ascomycota, Eurotiomycetes, Chaetothyriales, Cyphellophoraceae. The record is from RefSeq and is a predicted model, not a curated record. Bases 1 to 621 code for a protein of 206 amino acids.